Messenger RNA from Lycium barbarum (goji berry), 912 nucleotides. RefSeq names its product sugar transport protein 12-like. NCBI's taxonomy places the organism in Eukaryota, Viridiplantae, Streptophyta, Magnoliopsida, Solanales, Solanaceae. The transcript has 2 exons. Gene Ontology annotation, biological process: transmembrane transport. Gene Ontology annotation, cellular component: membrane. The record is from RefSeq and is a predicted model, not a curated record. Bases 1 to 768 code for a protein of 255 amino acids. Gene Ontology annotation, molecular function: carbohydrate transmembrane transporter activity.
AUGAUACAUGAAACAUCUAACACAACUGAAAAGCCGUGGAAAAACCUUCUAAUGGUCCGAAAGUACAGACCCCAGUUAAUUUUAUCUACUCUGAUUCCAUCCUUCCAGCAGCUUACGGGAAUUAACGUGGUUGUGUUCUACGCUCCGGUGCUUUUCCAAACGCUAGGCUUUGAGAGCAAUGCUUCCCUUAUUUCUGCUGUCAACGUGUGUACAACUUUUAUUUCAGUCUAUUGUACAGAGAGGUACGGUAGGAGGGUACUGCUCCUCUGUGGUGGCAUCCUAAUGUGUUUAUUCCAGGCAGCAGUGGCAAUUCUUAUUGGGUGGAAAUUCGGAACAACAGGGGUCACAACAAUUUUGUCUCAGUCGUAUGCAAUACUUGUGGUUCUUUGCAUCUGUGUAUUCGUGGCUGCUUUUGCAUUUUCAUGGGGUCCACUGGGAUGGUUGGUUCCGAGUGAGAUUUCUCCACUUGAAGUUCGAUCUGCAGCUCAGUGCGUUACCAUCUCCAUGAACAUGUUUUUCACGUUUGGAGUGGCUCAGAUUUUCUUGAAGAUGCUCUGUUGGAUGAAGUUCGGUCUGUUCAUCUUCUUCGCGGCCUUUGUGUUUAUAAUGACUUGGUUUGUCUACUUCUACGUGCCCGAAACCAAGAAUCUACCCAUUGAAGAGAUGUCCCAAGUCUGGAGAGGGCAUAGGUACUGGAAAAGGUACGUUGAUGAUGAUGCAGCUGCAAAUUUGAAGCCACGAGGGAAGCCCGAAGAGGAGAUAGUCUAGAGUACUAUAGGAUUAGCCACAUAGUUUUAGUAUAGCUUUUUCAUCUCUCUGUUUUUUGAAUGUUUUUGGAAUUUUUGGUAACGAUUGACUUUGUUAUUUUUUCAUACUGCUACUGUCUUUUUCUUUCUAUUCAAUAUAUUCUUG